GGUGUCACUCGGCAGAGCAUCGCGUUUUUUGCCACUCGUAUUCUGCUGUACAUUGCAGAUGUCACUCUUUUUGACUUUAUAGCGCAUUCAUACGUGGCCAUGGACCAGCUAUACGAGGCAAUGCCCAUCCCGUCGUUCAGCGACGAGGAGCUCGAACAGCACGACAGCCACGACGUUGUCUCGGGCCUUGAUAUAAGUGCACAUGGCAGCUUUUCGGAAGGCUCGCUCAGCUCCUCGUUUUCAGACUGCUCUGGGCGCCGCAGUGACGGCGAAGGGGAAGCAAGAACGAGUAAAAAGAGCAGCGCGGCGCAGCACAACUCGCAUCAUCGCGUCUUCACCACUUCCAGCUCCCCGGAGGAGCUUUACCUCUUUCUCGCUGAUCUGUUACAGUUGGCGGAACAGCUGCAGGUACGCCUGUGCACGGUGAUCCCCGCUGGGCCUUCUCCGUCACGCCCUCGCUCAGCGACAUCGCCACCGCCAGCGGAGUGGCAAGCGAGCAACAGAGGUAACAGCGCCUUUUACGCAGGAGAAAAGACGAAAAGCGCAGGCCAGGACAGCACCGCACAAACGACAUCGCCUUCAGCGAGUGAGGGCAGACGCGAUCACGCUUUUGUCAGAGCUGCGCCGUGCCACGGAGCUGCGAAGCUGCGCAGUCGUCUGCGCAAAGAGACGGAGAACCUGCGGCGCGCGGUCGAUGGCCUUCGCGCGGCUGGAUGCACAGGGAACAGAGGGAGCUCGACUGGUGAGCCGAUCGUCUCGCCUGCGGCCUUCAGCGCCGCCGCCGCGUGUGCGCAGUGCAACUCUAUUGCCCACUUUGAAGGGGUCGUGACGUGUGUGGAGCGCGAGCACGGCGUGACGGGCGUCUACGUUCCGAUGAGCGCCUGCGUGGGGUGCCCUCAGCGCCGCGCAUCAACAUCCGUGUUGUCCGUCCCAAUCUCUUCUCCCGCUGGCGCUGCUGCUGUUGCUCACGAUACGCGUGGCACCGUCACGCCUGUUUUUGCCGACGAUGUGUCGAUCGAAGUGGACGUCGUGUCGUGCAGCGAACAUCGCUGGAUCAAGGUGAAGACGGCGACGGCGCGCAACCUUGAAUUGGAGGCGGCCGCGUUAGAGGCGAACGGAAGCAUACCAUUUACCGACAUGCUACUGGCUCUUUGCGAGCGGGCUGGGCGGGCGUGUCUCCCGCACCGGCGUGUGGCACACGUCGCCGUGGUGCUCCUGCACCCGCCUCCUGUGCCUCUCAAGGCCUUUUUUGAAGCCCACCGAAUCGCGUGGGCUGUUCUGACGUCGAAACCAGCGCGAGCCCCGCGCCUUCACGCGCACCAUUCACCCGUUACUGCGUGGCUGCCCCCGUCGUCGUUCGCGCCGAGGUUCGUCUGCCUGGACACCACGGCGCUCGUCACCCUGUGCUCGCAGAGCUGCUUUGUCGAUGCCAUGCCGCUGGCUGUGCGGCUGCAGCGACUCUCUCCUUUCUCCGUGCUGCAGGAGCAGCAGCGCAAAGAGGCGGCCGGGUGUGCGGCGGUGACCGCCGUCAUGGAACCAGCGCUGCGCACGUACACGCGGUGGUGCACCCCGCAUGCGCUGAACGAGGACAUGCGUGGUGCGUUGCUGCGCGAGGACGAGGUGCAACGCAGCGUUCCGCCCGGUGCAGACGACUCCAACCUCGAGUCAAGGACGAGGGAGGCCCGUGUGCCCCCCUCGCUGCUGCACACCGUGGACUUAUCGUGGCUGCCACCCCUUCGAGAAGCGGCAGACGCAGACCACCAUGAACCAUCGAACACCUUGCUGGACGAGUCCACGUUGCUGAUCGAGCUCAGCGAGCAGCAGGCACGUGAAAAGGAACGGCGGCCGAACUGGCUCAUUGCCGAUAUCACCUAUGAAGAAUUUCGGUGGAUUUUGGAGACGAUCGCGGGACCGGCCGAGAUCGCCCGCGCCACUCGACUGCUGACGCUUGUCACGGUGGUGAGCACCGGCUUCUUGCGUGCAUGCAUGCUGACAGAGCAGGAAGGUGCUGGGCUCUCCGCUGCCGAGAAGACCGGAGACGUGGUUCACCCGCCAAAGAAGGAGGCGCGGGAGCCUCAAAAGAAGAACCGCGAUUGUGCUGGCGGUGCGGCUGCAGCAGAAGUCGCUGCGCAAGCGUUAUUCAGCCCCUCUGCUUCUUCUUCUCCGCCUCCUCUUUUCAGCAAUGUGGAGUAUCUGCGGCUCAGCGGCAAGGUGUCGCUGCGCAACAAGAUCGUAUUUGGCUUUGCGGAUGCCGUGGAGGCGAUUAUCUUGACCUCCAAUGAGCAGCUGUGUCACGCCGCACGGGCACAGGGCGUCUGCAUCGAGGCGUGCUUCCACCCGUCUCGGUCGCUGACGGAGCAGAAGGUGUAUCGGCUGCGGCGCCGACCCGGACCUGGCAAGCCGCCCGCCAUCAUCUGA
This is a messenger RNA of Leptomonas pyrrhocoris, 2418 nucleotides long. RefSeq lists its product as hypothetical. The coding region runs from base 100 to 2418 and encodes 772 amino acids. The record is from RefSeq and is a predicted model, not a curated record. The transcript has a single exon. NCBI's taxonomy places the organism in Eukaryota, Euglenozoa, Kinetoplastea, Trypanosomatida, Trypanosomatidae.